GAACACAGCGCAAUGGUAACGGAUCAAAUAUUUGGCUAGUUCGCUGUAUUUGUACAAAUUCGCUCUGGGUCGAGCAGGUUAUCGUCCAUUCGCUAUAUAAGUCUGUACUCUGAAAAAAAUUCGGCAUAAACUCGUCUCGAUAUACGCGUCUCUCUUCAUCUGUGAUAUCUAUUUCUAUUAAAACAACAAUAUGAGAGCGUUUUUGCUUUUCUUCGUUUUGGCGCUCUUCGCCAUGGCUUCGGCUCAGAGAGGCAAAGGCAACAACCCCGAGCAAGUUCACUUCGUGGACAAUGCAAACCCUGGUCAAGGCAGGUUUUGGGGUAGUAACAGACCAACACCGGUGCAAUUUGUGGACAACAACAACCCGAGCGGUGUGAACUUUGUCAACAACCCAUACGACAACAACCCGGGUCAAGUGAACUUUGUCAACAAUCCAUAUGACAACAACCCGGGUCAAGUGAACUUUGUCAACAACGACCCGAAUAAUCCAAGCGGCGUGAACUUUGUCAACAACGACCCGAAUAACCCAAGCGGCGUGCACUUUGUCAACAACAACAACAACCCCUCUGGCGUGAACUUUGUCAACAACAACCCCAACGACCCGACUGCUGUGCAUAUCGUAGAUGGCAACUCUGACCAAGUUGUGAUCACCAACCCUGACCCCUACUUCGGCCAGCCCUCAUACCCUCGUGAGUAUUACUUUGAAUCUAAUUAAAUUUAUUAAAGAACUUCUUGCUGAUAUUAUUACUAUUACUC
This is a messenger RNA of Spodoptera exigua (beet armyworm), 756 nucleotides long. The record is from the annotation of a GenBank genome assembly. NCBI's taxonomy places the organism in Eukaryota, Metazoa, Arthropoda, Insecta, Lepidoptera, Noctuidae.